GUCAACAUUGGCAGAAUUCAGCUUCGUGUCGUCAAUAAAACAUUUUUGUGUGUUUUUAGUUUAUUUCUCUGUAAAUCGACAUAAUGUCGUUAAGUCUCCUCUUAGAGAAAUACGACGUGUCUAGUGACGAAGGUUUAAAGAAAGCGCUCCAUGAAAUUGAACAGGAAGAAACAGAAGUAGAUGAAGCCCUAGCCAAUGUCCUCACAAAGGCAUGUUCUCUGGAAGGGCGGCUGCGGACGGCGAGCCAAGCAUACGCCAAGCUCGGCGAGGUGAAGGCCGACACACAGAUAGCCGCAGACAUGGUAGACAAGACAGCAAUGUUGGCUAGAGAUGUCAGUGCUAAAGUGAGGCAGCUGGAUUUGGCAAGGUCUCGAGUAGCAGAGUGCCAGCGCCGUGUGAACGACCUCAUAGACUUGCAAGUAUGCAGUGCCGGAGUAGAGGCAGCCAUCAAAGCACAUGACUAUGAAACAGGCGCAGCGCACGUGGCCCGAUUUUUAAGCAUGGACCCUGGAUCAGUGGCGGCAGCGAGAGCGCGGGGCGAACACGAUCCUCGCGACGCCAUGACAGCCGCACAAGCCACGCUGCGCGACCAACUCCUGCGCAAGUUUGAAGAAGCGGCUCGCAAGGAUGAUGAAGCCGCUGUGGAGCGUCUUUUCAAGCUGUUCCCCCAGAUUGGACGGGCUGACGAGGGCGUUGACCUGCUCGGCAAAUAUCUCGCUAAUAAGUCGGAGUCCGCGAUCCGUCGCGCCUGCACCGUAUCGGAUCCGACAUCCGAAGCGGCAGUCUUCGCGGACGCAUUUACACGGUUACUGGAAGCAGGAGGCAGAAGCGUUGAACGAGCAAGAUUACUUGCCGCUUCAAGGGCACCUGGUCGACUGCCGAGAGCAUUGGCGCUUAUACAACCAGUGAUUUGCGCAGGCGGUCGCCGCGUCUACCACGAAUUAGUAGCAGCGCGACUGACUAACGCCCGACGCUCUGCGCUCCACGCCGAGCCAGUUUUAGCGGAGUUAGCACUUGCUCACUCUACCAUACAUCUGUACUUCACAUUCGUGAGACGAAGGGCUGAGGCGGAUGCAUCAACAGUGGACGAGGAAACGAAGAAGUCGUGCAUAGCGGCCACAGAGAAGAUCAUCGCAGACUGUGACCUCACCAGGACCGCGCAGGACUUGCUGGGACAUUACCUCGCCUUGGAAAGAUUCUUCUUAGAGGAGAGUGUGAGCAAAGCGCUCAAAAUGGCGGCACCACAAGUCGGGGCAACCAGUUCGAGUCUCGUUGACGACGUUUUCUUCAUCGCCAGAAAAGUUAUCCGUCGCAGCAUAUCGACAGGAAGCGUGGAUGGCGCGUGCGCUGUGCUGAACGAAGUGUCCGCCUUGCUGGAGCGCGACGCGGCGGCGGCGCUGCGGCGCUGGCUGCGCGCGCCCCCGCCUGAACCACUACCCUUCCCUCCGCCGAGUCCCGCCGCAGAUGUGACCAAGCAUAAGGAGGUGGACGCCCAAGCACAAUUAUAUGUGGCACAUCUGAACGAGGCGGAAUCCGGCGCGGAAUGGUCCAUGCGCCUCGCCACGGAGGCGUGCGCGCUUGCCGAGCCGCUCCUCGCCGCCGGCGGGCGCGACAAGCUGGUGUCGUGCGCCGAGAGCCUCGCCGCCGCCGCGGCCGCCUUCAAGGCCGCCCGCGACCUGGGCCUGGAGGGCAUCGCGGCCGCGCUCAAGCACAAGCUCACCAAGUGGGCCGACGCGGUCGCCGACCCGGACGGAGAUAGUAUGGAAGACGACGCUGACGCGCUACCAUCAGCGUUAGACACGUUAUCAGAAGCCUGCAAGGCGCAACUCUCUGCCGCCGCGGCCAAUCAGCUGCUGACUACUAUAGUGUCAGACUUGGCUACAAAAGCCGAAGAGAGAUUACUCGUUCAUCACUAUGACCAGACGGGUGGACUAAUAGUUGAGCGGCGCGCGCGCCGCCUCGCCGCGUGGGCCGGCAGCGCCGCGCCCAACGCGCGCGAGCGAUGUGCUAGGCUCUCUCAAGCCGGGGCCUUGUUAGCUGCCGAGUCACCUGCCACUGCUCCUCAUGCGGCCAGACUUACGCCGAGGAGACAGAAGGAUCUGCUCGCACGCAGAACGGAUUUCAGAAUGGAAGACAUCAAGCGCCUGAAGCUAUAAAGUAAGCGUUAUUUACAAGUGAAUAUGCAUUUAUAAAUUAUUAUUCUACAAACACAUAAUGCAAAAAUAUAUUAUUUACACUAA
Messenger RNA from Leguminivora glycinivorella, 2240 nucleotides. It is a transcript of the gene Cog4, whose product is annotated as conserved oligomeric Golgi complex subunit 4. The record is from RefSeq and is a predicted model, not a curated record. Lineage: Eukaryota; Metazoa; Arthropoda; Insecta; Lepidoptera; Tortricidae. The transcript has 16 exons. Bases 84 to 2156 code for a protein of 690 amino acids.